This is a messenger RNA of Zingiber officinale, 2939 nucleotides long. RefSeq names its product tRNA(Ile)-lysidine synthase-like. Gene Ontology annotation, molecular function: ligase activity, forming carbon-nitrogen bonds; ATP binding. The coding region runs from base 82 to 2067 and encodes 661 amino acids. NCBI's taxonomy places the organism in Eukaryota, Viridiplantae, Streptophyta, Magnoliopsida, Zingiberales, Zingiberaceae. Gene Ontology annotation, biological process: tRNA processing. The transcript has 11 exons. The record is from RefSeq and is a predicted model, not a curated record.
GCUUCCUCUUAUCGUCUCCGCCAUCGUUCUCUAGUUGGUUGAGCAACAAAGCCGCUCUCAACUCCUCAAGAGCCCUAGCAAAUGCAGUGCGUACUCCGUCUCUCGCCGCACCCAACUUUCCGACGCUGCUUCUGCAGGUGUUCCGCUCCAGACAUCUCCCAGUACAGGGAGGCCUUUGGCCGGAGAAUGACCAUCGCUGGAAUUAAACCCCAUCAUCGAAUCGCUUUGGGUGUCUCGGGCGGCCCAGAUAGCAUGGCACUGUGCGUCUUAACGGCGGGAUGGAAGUUGAGCGGUUUCAACGGCAAGACCGAGAGUUCAGGGUUUAUUGAAGGGCUUGUGGCUAUCAUAGUGGACCAUAGAUUGCGGGCCGAGAGCACGGAGGAGGCGAUUUUGGUUCGUGAUAGAGUUAACAAAAUGGGUAUCAUGUGCCAGAUUGAGAAUUGUGAUUGGUCGCAUGGUCGGCCGAAGCAUGGUCAUGUACAAGAGGCUGCUCGUGAAAUGAGGUAUCAAAUCUUUCAGGAUGUCUGUGUCAAGCAACACAUUGGAGUUUUGCUUAUUGCACACCAUGCAGAUGACCAGGUGGAGCUCUUAAUUCUUAGAUUAUCACGUAAUAGUGGAGUUCUUGGACUUUCGUGCAUGGCAUUCAUCUCACAAUUGUUUCCCUUGCCACUAGGAGGUAGUGAGAAUUCUGAUGGUAUUUUGUUGGUGCGACCUAUGCUAGAAUUUAAUAAAGAUGACAUGUACAAUAUAUGCCAAGGAGCUAACCAAGAUUGGGUGGAAGAUCCGACAAAUCAAAGUCCGUUGUACACUCGUAACAGAAUACGAGCCAGUCUAAGGAGCUUCUCAUCAGAUCAUUUUCAAUUAGAAUCACAUAGACUUAUCUCUGCUUGUCGGCUAGUUCGUGCAUAUGUUGAGACUGUUUGCCUUAAGAUGAUAAAGGACUCUGUGACCAUCAUGGAGCUUGGAUAUGCAGUUAUUGAUCUAGUGAAGUUAAUGCCAUCUUGCAUUGAUGACCUUUGCUUGUCAAGAUAUGCAGCAUGGAUUUUACAGUUCAUUUCCCAAAGGCACAGACCUAUUCGUGGGCAUACCUCCCAGAUGCUGCUGGACUACAUCCGGAACUUCCCAUGCAAGGUUUUUCAGCUUUUCUAUAUUGUGACCUCACUCACUGUUGCUGGCUGUUACCUUUCCCCUGCUCCACAAUCCAAAGGCACAAAACUUUUGAUUUGUUGUUCUGUUGAUUCACUUCAAUCAUCGAAGAUGGGGUUGUCUUUGAUGUACUCAUCUGGGGAUAGAUCUUUGUUGCAUAAUGAGAUUCAUCAGAUAAUUGCAGAUGCAAAAUCAUACUCUGAUCAAUUUUUCCUUGAAGCUUCUGAUGUAUCCCUCAUGCAUGCAAACUCUUCUGUGUCUGUUCUAACUGAAGCAAGAAGGCGUAAUCUUAUAAGUGACUCGACAUUAAAAUUUAUCUCCUUGUUGCAAGCAGAGGAAAACGAGAAGUUUAGUUCCAAAGGAGUUGAAAGUGACCCUGAUUUGAGACACAAGGUAAAAUGUGCUGGUGCUCCAAGCAUAAGUAUUCUUCCUGGGCAAACAUGUUUCUUCAUGAACAGGUUCUUGGUCACAUGGAGAAUCCAUGGACAUGUUGAAGGAGAUGGAUAUUCUUUGGAGGGAAUACAAGACCAGUCUUGUCAAAUUUGCAGGGUUGAACCAGAUAUGACAUUUCAAGUACGAUGUAUGGUUGAGGCAGAUUGGUUGUUUCUUGGAAAUAUUUUGAAGAACCAAGUAUCUAAAGAUGUCGGAGCUUAUGCUGACACCUCAAUAAAUGGCUUGAUUAAAACUGCAGAAAAGAAAAUGGAGCAUUUCAGAUUCAUUCAUUGGUCAGCACAAAGUGCUUUAAAGGUUUUGAAAUCAAUUCCACUGCCUGCAAGGAAGGGGCUGCCUGUGCUUGUUACUUCAGAAGGUUUACUUGUUAGUAUCCCAAGCAUCGGUUUCAGUGUUUGUCCCCUCCUUGAAGCAGUUUCAGUAUUCAAGCCCAAAGUUCCACUUGGAGGAGGUUAUAGUUCCUACAUUUGAAAUCAGGUGAACCUAGAAAACAACUUUCCAUAGCCAUUCUAAAUCGCAGAAUAAACAAUAACUCCUUCCAGGUAGAUUGGAAUAGAGAUUUAAGUUCAACAAGACCUGAACUAUGAAGCAAAUGUUUGGUUGAAGCUAGCCUAAAACAGUCAGAAUUUUGUGGGCCCAAUCUCAUGUUCCUGGCACAGCUGCCACUCGACUCGGUACAGGACUCAUGCAGUGGUAGUUGGAUAAGUGGUAGAACAUUUGAACUACUUUUAGAGAUCCAUUUUGCUUCAAGGAUGCUGGAGAUUCAUAAUCACCAGCUUUGCAUGAACUCUUCACAAGCUAUUCAACACUGGUGAUAUCCUUUCAGCUCUUAAACUAUCUAUGCAAAGCAAUUGUUGACGUCUUUUCCAAAAAAGUACUCUCUGCACACAUUUGUAGAUGAUGUUACAGUAUACCUGUGCUGUAUCUCAUUGACUUCUUGUUUGAUAAGGUCUUCCAAUAGAGCCAAAAGGACCACUCAUCGAGCAACUGCCCUGCAACUUUACUGUCUCUCCCAAAGUGAACUCUCCACGUACGUGCUUCAGUCGUCAACACAAAAUGAACAUUUUUGUUUGUCUUCUCCUCAAAUCUACCAACUAUUGUUUCUUUUCACGCGUCGUUUUUCUUCGACUGAUGAAGAAUCCAAUCUUGGUUCUAACUUUUCCAGUGUUGACCGUUCAUUGAUAUGAGCUUUGAGGGAUCCUUGUGUUAGAAAAAGCAAACAACAAAGAGAUGGGCACUGAUCCUCAUGCUGUCUCAUAGUGCAAUAAUUCAUGAUGUGUUGUGUUGGCUGUAUUAAUUAAUGUUAAUUAAUUUUGAUAAUCAGAUCAUAUCAUGUUACCUCU